Hippocampus comes (tiger tail seahorse) is the source of this 987-nucleotide messenger RNA. RefSeq names its product chromosome unknown C1orf146 homolog (gene cunh1orf146). Bases 415 to 918 code for a protein of 167 amino acids. NCBI's taxonomy places the organism in Eukaryota, Metazoa, Chordata, Actinopteri, Syngnathiformes, Syngnathidae. The transcript is spliced from 5 exons. Gene Ontology annotation, cellular component: chromosome. The record is from RefSeq and is a predicted model, not a curated record. Gene Ontology annotation, biological process: reciprocal meiotic recombination; synaptonemal complex assembly.
GUACAGCUAAUCGUUUCGUAAAAACCUUUGGGACAUUUUUGACGUUCCAUCUUCUUUUUGUCAUUUAAACCCCCAAAAUAUGAACGGGGGGAGUGAUCGCCGUUAGCUAAUUUAAAACCAAGUAACAAAUCAAACCCCAAACUUGAAAAACGACAUCUCGAUUCCACACAGCUGGUAGAAGUGAUUGGACACUCGUCGUAGUAACAGACUGGUGUUGUAAAGUUUAAAUUACAUUUUUUAACACCUUCCAUCAGCUUUUAUUCAACCCCCGCAAAGUAGACAAGCUAACUAACUAGCAGCUAGCUAGACAGCUAACUGGCUGACGCGGAGGCAGCAAAAAGCUAAAGAAAAUAACAAGACUUUGUUGUGGAUAUUUUUAUUUUUUUCAAAAUUACCUUCAUCUCUCUUUUGGUGAUGGCGGCUGACGGGGAAAUGAGGUGGACAACAACUAUCAUCAUUAGCACGUCACUGCAGAGCCAUGAAACCAUCCGGAUGCUCCGAGCUCAACAGCACAGAAUCCGACUGUCAGACAGUGUGGAGUCUGGCUCUUUCAUUUUUCCUCUGUCUGGUACUGCUUUCAAACUGGUGGAGCCUGAAAAUGUCAGAGAUGAGCCGGGCCUUAUCGAGCAAAUCCAAAAAUUUGUGCGGGUCCACCGCAAUAGUUUUGUGCUGCUGUAUGCUCCUUUCAACGGCAAACGACAACUGGACAUGCUCUCACUCAUCCAAGAAAAAUUCUUCAGCAGUAAUCUCCGCAUCUUGCCUGUGCGAAACAACAGCGAAAUUCUCAAAGGAAUGCUGACCAUUGCAAAGGCCACGAGCCAGCCUCACGUGGAACGCAUCCGGCACAGGAUGUCUCUGGCCAAAACUCACAUCGUCGAGAGAAGCCCCGUGUGGGACAUGCUUAAGAAGCUCAGCUAAUCACCAAUGUGUGUCAAAACAUUUGACGCUUUUUUUGUUCAUUCAAACAAAAUAAAGCGCUGGCGUCGA